Messenger RNA from Encephalitozoon hellem ATCC 50504, 594 nucleotides. Its product is annotated as Mn2+-dependent serine/threonine protein kinase. The record is from RefSeq and is a predicted model, not a curated record. The coding region runs from base 1 to 594 and encodes 197 amino acids. The transcript has a single exon. Gene Ontology annotation, molecular function: protein serine/threonine kinase activity; ATP binding. Gene Ontology annotation, cellular component: nucleus; EKC/KEOPS complex; cytosol. Gene Ontology annotation, biological process: protein phosphorylation. NCBI's taxonomy places the organism in Eukaryota, Fungi, Microsporidia, Unikaryonidae.
AUGGGGUUUCUCUUCCAGGGUGCAGAAUCGAUUAUUUGGGACAGCGGAGAGACAGUUUCAAAGAAACGUAUAAGAAAGACCUAUAGGAUUGAGGCGCUGGACACAAAGAUAAUAAGCAGUAGAACGAAGAGGGAGGCAAAGAUCCUUAAGAAGUUGGAAGCAGCUGGAAUACCGGCGCCAAGGCUAAGAGAUGUGUACGGCGACACCAUUGUGAUGGAAAAGAUAGACGGGACACCCCUAAAGGAGAAGAUUGAUGACUGCAGCGAUCAGAAAACUCUCUUCUAUGACUUGGGAGUCCUAGUGUCAAGGCUUCAUCUUGUAGACGUGAUCCAUGGAGACCUAACAACAUCAAACUUUAUAUUUAAGGAUAAAAUACAUGUGAUAGACUUCGGGCUGUCUUACAUCUCCCGAAAGGAUGAGGACAAGGCUGUUGAUCUGUAUGUCUUUGAAAAAGCAGUUGGGUGCAGACACGACACCAAGCUCCUCGAAAGUUUCUAUAAAGGGUACAUGGCCAAGGGAAGCACUGAUGUAUUAAGUAAGCUAGAGGCGGUUCGCUUGAGAGGUAGGAAAAGGGAGCUGAUGGCCUUUGGGUAG